UUUGCCUUGUUGGAAGGUGGUUUUAGGAGGAAGCCGUGUGAUUGUAGACAUCAGCUGCAGAGAAACAGAUUAGCUAAGAUAAAGACGUCCGGACACACUCACUCGAAUGGUAUUUCGCGUCCUUUCGUCGAAUGAAGAAAUGUCAGUCACUGAGGACUUUCCGGACAUGAAUGGAGUAGAUUUUUUAGGGCUGCUGUUCCAUGAUGGACAAGACGGAUCUGCUGAGCCCCUCUUUCCUGACGAGAACGGGCUCAUCGAAUCCUGGCUGUCUGAACAAGAUAUGCUCACAGGUAUGGAUACUGAAGACUUUCUGUCCAGCUUGUUAGAGGAAGAGGACAACAUGGGGGCUAUCUGUCCCUCUCAUUCUCCUUUGGGCAGUGACAGUGGCAUUUCUGAUGACAGCAGCACUGGGGUUGGAAACAGCAAUCUUCAGGGAUGCCAGAGUCCCCGUGGCAGUGAAAGCGAUACUUUGCCCAGCCCCAGUUAUUCUCAACCCAGCCCGGUGGAGUCGGACCCUGCCCUGGCCUCUGGAGAGUUGCACACAGAGAGCCUGGAAGCCUUGACAGUGCAUGCAGAUCACAGCUACUCUCUGCUGCAGAGUGAAGGAGACAUGGAUAUCCUGCAGAGUGUGAGGGCAGAGAAGCCAGAUACAGAUGUUUUCAUUGAUCUUGAAGACCUGGUGAGUGAGGCAAUGGAGGAAGACAUCAUCAGCGAGCUGCCUUGCACUUUGGCCAUAGAGGACUCAACACAGGAGUCAGCACAACUCGGCACAACAGACGAGUUUCAGUUUAAAGAGAUUGUGCUAAAUGAGGAGGAGAAGCGGCUUUUGGCGAAAGAGGGAGUAACCAUUCCAACACACAUGCCUCUCACAAAGGCAGAGGAGAGGACCUUGAAGCGGAUCAGGAGGAAGAUACGCAACAAACAGUCUGCUCAGGAAAGCCGCAAGAAGAAGAAGGUGUAUGUUGAUGGACUGGAAAACAGGGUUGCCGUCUGUACUGCACACAACCUGGAACUACAGAAGAAAGUCCAUAUGCUUCAGAAGCAGAACAUGUCCUUGAUAGAGCAGCUGAGAAAACUACAGUCUAUUGUGAAGAUGUCAACUAUGAAGGCCAGUGCAACCAGCACUUGUGUUAUGGUGUUCCUGCUCUCUUUCUGUCUCAUCAUCUUCCCAUCAGUCAAUCCAUUUGGAAGAAACACAGAGGAGAAGGAACUCUACACACCCUCACCGGUUGUCUCCCGGAGCUUGCGCUCACUGAAGCCAGAAAGCACGAAUUUCAUACCCUACUCCGAGACUAUAGAAGAUGAUCUUCAAGCAGGGAUCCUCACUACUGGUCUGAAGAACCAUACCCCUGACUAUGAGAGAGUGGAGCAACCUGACUCAGAGACAGGUGUCAACAGCAACUCUUCGGCUGACUUCUCCAGCCCUACUCAGGCUGCAGAGAUGAAGCCAGGCCUAGUGGGUGGAGUAGAGACCUUACAGGAAGGACCUGUUGAUGUUUCAGGGUCAAAAGAUAAGUGGAAGGACCGGAACCCCUCAUCUGUGAUAUUACAGCAGCACCGCUCAGAUGAGAUGUAGUGGGGAGAUUUUUAUCAAUAUAACCAGCAGAGGGAGCCAUAUCCCUAAUAUAGUGGGUACAAGGGACGAUUAUACUUGCAAAUGGAUGAAGGGAAAGUACCAUAAUUAAUAAUACAGGAUCAGUCUGCCUGUCGCUGUCCGUAGUUUUCCCCUCUGGCACUCUUCUGAUGUACUACUGUUACUUUAUUUGCACUUUGUUUUGAUGUCCUUGUUCCAGUAUGCAUAAGGAACUGGAGAGCCUUCCAUAUUAACAGUGUCUCUGUCACUUUUGGCUGUUCCUGUUAGGGGUCGCCACAGCGAAACGUCACACUGACGAUUCACAUGUUGAAAUUUGGCAUGUGUUUUACGCCGGCUGCCCUUCCUGAGGCAACCCUGAGUCGAACACGGGCAUAUUAACACAGUGUGAACUUUGUUAAAAAUAAAACCAUACAGUAUACAUGCUUAUGUUGCUGAAAACCCCAGUCUACUAGGCUAGCGCUGAAAGCUCCCACAUCGUACAAAAUGGUGCUGAUGACCAAAACGUAAAUUUGACUACACUACCGCAGGACGAUUGUUAAUUAGUAGAAUAGUAGAUUAGUACUACUACUUCAAGAGAAGUAUUACUUGGUGGCAUUAUUAUUUAUCACCAAAUUCUAGGGAGAGCGUUGUUUGACUCUAGGAUGUCUGAUCACCUCCAGCAGAUCUAGAUGUUAACACAUCCUGCUUAAUGACUCCUCCAUAGUAAAUGAUUGUGAAAAUAACAGUUUGCACUAUAAACUAGUCAACUGCAUCAUCACAUAUUAGAAGCUAGGCUGCUUAAUUCUCAUAAAACCUGAUCAAAGUGGUUGCUUGACUAUAAUAAUGCUAAAGCCAUUGCAGGACAUUUGGCCAUUUAGAAGACUUGUAAAGUAUUUCCCUUGUAACAAGGGUGUCCAUGCUUCGUGAAAUUUUGGAAUGCUUUGUUUUUUAUGUUGUACAGUAAAGCAGGAAAAAAAUAUCUGCAAAGUAUAUAACGAGACAUUGAACCCUUUGUCAUUGUUAACCAACCCCAAUCUUUCCCUGCAAGAUCCUCUUUUACAACUUCUUGGGACCAUUCUUACCUUUAUAGACAUGUCUGGAAUACCUUAUUACCUGUGGGCACAGAGUACGGGGUUUGAUAUAUUGCCUCAAUAAACCGUGUUGCAGUAAGAUACUCAAAAAUGUAAUGACCUGUUGUAUCAGUGAGGCAUUUUUGUAACUGUGUAUUUAUGUUAGUCAGUAAUAAAUGGAAUCAAAAUUGUAUUGAAGCUACUUUUUAUAAUCGAGAAGAGUCAAGGAGAUUUUAAAUGUUGAUCAUGUUGAACAAAUGCACUGUCAUCUGACAUAGUCAAAGUAUGGAAUGUGUGUAUAUGCUUUAAGGAUUGUAGGUCUUCUGUCCAUUUGAACUCUGUGUAUCAGUCCAGUAUGGACAUCCAUAAUAAUAAACUUUUUAUACAGAA
Messenger RNA from Monopterus albus (swamp eel), 3033 nucleotides. It is a transcript of the gene creb3l3l, whose product is annotated as cAMP responsive element binding protein 3-like 3 like. The transcript is spliced from 10 exons. Gene Ontology annotation, molecular function: DNA-binding transcription factor activity, RNA polymerase II-specific; RNA polymerase II cis-regulatory region sequence-specific DNA binding. Gene Ontology annotation, cellular component: nucleus. The coding region runs from base 107 to 1576 and encodes 489 amino acids. The record is from RefSeq and is a predicted model, not a curated record. Gene Ontology annotation, biological process: regulation of transcription by RNA polymerase II. Lineage: Eukaryota; Metazoa; Chordata; Actinopteri; Synbranchiformes; Synbranchidae.